GUGGUGGCAGCGGCAGCGCAGGGCAGGUGCGGGCUGCGGUGAGACCCGCCCGCAGCGGUAAUUCCACUCCGCCGCCUCAAUCAGUCAAUUAUUCAUCCCGCUCCGCUCGCGGUGCGGGGCCACUCGCGGGCCACUGAAGCCCCAGCGCUCCGGGGCUGCCCCGGGGCUCACGACCCGCUUUCGAGGAGGGAACGGGGUGCCGCUGUAACCCUGCUGCUGACCCAUGAGCUGCCAUGAGCUGCUGUGAAGCCGCCCAGGAGGGGGGCUGCAAGGCCCAGCAAUCUGGACGCAGGCCAAGAAGUCAAGAACUGCUGAAGCCCAGGUCUCCGCUCUCGUACUGACACCAGCGACCACCCAGCCCCGCCAAACCACAUGGCCCUGCUUUCCUGAUGUAUGAGGACUCCUGCGGGCGCCUGAGCGAGCGAGGCAGCCGCCGGCGGGGCCAUGGCCAGCACAGCCGUGCAGCUCCUGGGCUUCGUGCUCAGCUUCCUGGGCCUGGUGGGCACGCUCAUCACCACCAUCCUGCCGCACUGGCGCCGGACGGCGCACGUGGGCACCAACAUCCUGACGGCCGUGUCCUACCUGAAGGGGCUGUGGAUGGAGUGCGUGUGGCACAGCACGGGCAUCUACCAGUGCCAGAUCUACCGCUCGCUGCUGGCGCUGCCGCGGGACCUGCAGGCGGCCCGCGCGCUCAUGGUCAUCUCCUGCCUGCUGUCGGGCGUGGCCUGCGCCUGCGCCGUGGUCGGCAUGAAGUGCACGCGCUGCGCCAAGGGCACCCCGGCCAAGUCCACGUUCGCCGUGCUGGGCGGCGCGCUCUUCCUCCUGGCCGGCCUGCUCUGCAUGGUGGCCGUCUCCUGGACCACCCACGACGUGGUGCAGAACUUCUACAACCCGCUGCUGCCCAGCGGCAUGAAGUUCGAGAUCGGGCAGGCCCUGUACCUCGGCUUCAUCUCCUCGUCCCUGUCGCUCAUCGGCGGCACGCUGCUCUGCCUCGCCUGCCAGGACGAGGCGCCCUCCGGGCCCUACCAGCCCUGGGCCGGCCCGGCCACCGCGCCCGCCUACCGGCCCCCCGACGCCUACAAGGACAAUCGGGCCCCCUCGGCCAUCUCGGCCUCGCACAGCGGGUACAGGCUGAACGACUAUGUGUGAGUUCUGAGGGCCUGCCCCUCCCCGAGCCCGGAGAGAAGCCGGGACCCAGCCUGCUGAGUGCUUCAAGGUCCUGGCACAGAGUUUAUUUCUGGACUGUUUCUGUGUCCAAAGGAAUAAUGUGAACAUGAGGAAAUUGGCUUAGAACACGUGGAAGGAGGCGAGAUGAGAAGAGAAGAGAAGAAAAGCUCUCUAUACCAAAGACUUAAAAAAAAAAUCCUGUUUUUGUAUUUAUUAUAUGUAUUUAUGUGGGUGAUUUCAUGACAGCUGAAAAAAAAAAAACAACUUGCAGCUGGGUCAAUGGGAUUUGUUUGCAAGUCAGAAAUAAACCUUUUGGAUGUGGUUGUCUAUGAAAUGGACAAU
Molecule: messenger RNA, 1509 nt
Organism: Camelus dromedarius (Arabian camel)
Lineage: Eukaryota; Metazoa; Chordata; Mammalia; Artiodactyla; Camelidae
Gene: CLDN14
Product: claudin 14
Exons: 3
Coding region: 445-1149 (234 amino acids)
Biological process (GO): cell adhesion; bicellular tight junction assembly
Cellular component (GO): bicellular tight junction; plasma membrane
Molecular function (GO): structural molecule activity
Source: RefSeq, a predicted model, not a curated record